AAAAAAGCGUUCUUUCCUUCUUUUCAUUGCAAAAGGAGUAAAAGCGGCAGCAGCAGAAAAACCCCUUCUUGCCCCCGCCCUCCGCCGCCGCCGCCGCCGAGGAGCCGGCCGUCCGCCGUCUCCCUCUCGCCCGUGGGCGUCAGACGGCGGCGGAGGCGGCCCCCCCUCCUUCUGCUGCUGCUGGGAUGGCCUCGAGCGCCGGAGGGGACCCGCCGCCGCCGGGGCUCUUCGCUGCUGCCUUACACGCUUGUAGUGGUGCAAGCGCACUUGAAGAACAUAUACAUGCUGAUGAUAGCAACACCAUUUCAGAUAAUACCCUGGAACAGUUGGGUUUUCUAGACCAAGAGUCAAAUGAUGCAAGCGUUAACACAGAAAAGAUACAAUCAAGCACACCAAAAUGCAAAUCAGUGGAAGACAUACCAAUAGCACCAGCUGCAAAGAGAUGUAAGAACAUGGAUUCCAAGAAACUUGUCCCAAACAGCAAUAACAAUUCAUGUCUCACUGGUAGCCAGGCUCCCAGAAAGCUUCCCAGAAAGGGGGACUACCCUGUUCAACUACGUCGGAAUGAAACAUUUCAGGAUACAAAGCCUCCCAGCACUUGGAUAUGUAAAAAUGCGGCCUGCAAAGCUGUGUUGACCGCUGACAAUACAUUCUGUAAGCGGUGCUCAUGCUGUAUUUGUCAUCUUUUCGAUGACAACAAAGAUCCUAGCCUUUGGCUGGUCUGCUCAUCGGAAACUGGUGACAGGGAUUGCUGUGAGUCAUCGUGCCACAUUGAAUGCGCACUCCAGCAUCAGAAGGUAGGAUGCGUCGAUCUUGGUCAAUCUAUUCAGCUCGAUGGUAAUUAUUGCUGUGCUGCAUGCGGAAAGGUUAUUGGAAUACUUGGGUUCUGGAAAAGGCAGCUGAUGGUUGCUAAAGAUGCUCGGCGUGUUGAUAUCCUUUGUUCCCGCAUUUACUUGAGCCAUAGACUAUUGGAUGGCACAACGCGUUUUAAAGAAUUUCAUAAGAUUGUAGAGGAUGCAAAAGCAAAGCUGGAAACUGAGGUUGGCCCCCUUGAUGGUACAUCUUCAAAGAUGGCCCGUGGCAUUGUUGGCCGGCUGCCUGUUGCUGCUGAUGUGCAGAAACUUUGCUCUUUAGCAAUUGAUAUGGCAGAUGCGUGGCUGAAGUCAAACUGUAAAGCAGAAACAAAACAAAUUGAUACACUUCCUGCUGCCUGCAGAUUUAGAUUUGAAGAUAUUACAACUUCAUCAUUAGUUGUGGUACUGAAAGAAGCUGCUUCUUCACAGUAUCAUGCUAUCAAAGGCUAUAAACUCUGGUAUUGGAAUAGCAGAGAACAGCCUUCCACUAGGGUGCCUGCAAUUUUCCCCAAAGACCAAAGAAGGAUACUGGUUUCCAAUUUGCAGCCUUGCACGGAGUAUGCUUUCCGGAUCAUUUCAUUUACUGAGUAUGGUGAUCUGGGCCACUCUGAAUGCAAGUGUUUUACCAAGAGCGUGGAAAUCAUUCACAAGAACAUGGAACAUGGUGCAGAAGGUUGCUCAUCUACUGCCAAGCGGGACAGCAAGAGUCGAAAUGGCUGGUCAUCAGGCUUCCAGGUGCACCAGCUGGGUAAAGUCCUGAGGAAAGCUUGGGCUGAGGAGAAUGGUUGCCCCAGUGAGGCCUGCAAAGAUGAGAUUGAAGAUUCCUGCUGUCAAAGUGAUUCAGCUUUACACGAUAAGGAUCAAGCUGCACAUGUUGUUUCCCACGAGCUUGAUCUUAAUGAAUCCUCAGUCCCUGACCUAAACGCUGAGGUGGUGAUGCCUACAGAGAGCUUCCGGAACGAGAAUAUAUGUAGUCCAGGAAAGAAUGGAUUGAGAAAGUCGAAUGGUUCCAGUGAUUCUGAUAUUUGUGCUGAGGGGCUUGUUGGAGAGGCACCGGCCAUGGAAUCCCGAUCACAAAGUCGUAAACAGACAUCAGAUUUAGAGCAGGAAACUUAUUUAGAGCAGGAAACUGGUGCUGAUGAUAGCACUUUGCUCAUCAGCCCACCCAAGCACUUCUCCCGUAGGUUAGGUCAGUUAGAUGAUAACUACGAAUACUGCGUCAAGGUUAUACGGUGGUUGGAAUGUUCUGGACACAUCGAAAAGGACUUUAGGAUGAAAUUUCUAACUUGGUUUAGCUUGAGAUCGACGGAGCAGGAACGGAGGGUUGUGAUCACUUUUAUCCGCACCCUUGCUGAUGAUCCCAGUAGCUUGGCAGGACAGCUCCUGGAUUCCUUCGAAGAAAUUGUAUCCAGUAAGAAGCCGAGAACUGGUUUCUGCAGUAAGUUAUGGCACUAAUCCAGCCAGGUGAAAGCCGAAAUCGCUAUCGUAUAUUCUUGCAAGGGGAAAAGUUGACGGGGCCACAAUUUUCCGCUUUGCUGAAAUACUACUUUUAACUACUGAUAAAUGUAUAUGUAGUUUAGUUUUGAUGCUGUGCUUGGCGCCCAGCCAGCCAUUACCCAUGAUGAUAUAUUGGAACUUGAAUGUCUGUAUCUGGUUUACUGGGAAAUGAAUACCCUUAUCAUAGUUAAAAAUCAUUAUCUUCCUUCCAUUAUAACAA
This is a messenger RNA of Oryza sativa Japonica Group (Japanese rice), 2571 nucleotides long. RefSeq names its product VIN3-like protein 1. Lineage: Eukaryota; Viridiplantae; Streptophyta; Magnoliopsida; Poales; Poaceae. The record is from RefSeq and is a predicted model, not a curated record. Gene Ontology annotation, biological process: vernalization response; epigenetic regulation of gene expression. Gene Ontology annotation, molecular function: protein binding.